This is a messenger RNA of Diabrotica balteata, 441 nucleotides long. The record is from the annotation of a GenBank genome assembly. NCBI's taxonomy places the organism in Eukaryota, Metazoa, Arthropoda, Insecta, Coleoptera, Chrysomelidae.
AUGAUGGUAGGAACUAGGGCGCGAGUGACUAGUGUUUUACUAUUUUCUGGAAUAGCUUGCGCAGGAAUUUUGGAUAAUUUCAAUUGGGCAAGAUCAGAUAGAAUAGAAGUGAAUUUGCCGUGGUUACCAUUUGAAAAUGAAACGCGUUGUUAUGACGAACUUGGAUGUCUCAAUAUCACCAGAACCUGGUACCACCUGAUUAACAGACCUUUUAAUGUAUUUCCCUUGCCAAGAUCUGUGAUAAAUACUAGAUUUAUAUUAUAUACACGACUAAAUCCGUCUGACGGUCAGUUAAUUAGAGCCAACAAUCAGUCAAUAGAACGAUCUAAUUUAGAUAUUAAGAAAAAAACUAAAUUUAUUAUUCAUGGAUUUAUAGAUACACCAUUAUCGAAUUGGGUAAGUACAGAGAUUUUUUAUUUCAUUAAAACUUUGAAUUAUUAG